This is a messenger RNA of Gossypium raimondii (Peruvian cotton), 570 nucleotides long. RefSeq lists its product as uncharacterized. The transcript is spliced from 2 exons. Bases 1 to 570 code for a protein of 189 amino acids. Lineage: Eukaryota; Viridiplantae; Streptophyta; Magnoliopsida; Malvales; Malvaceae. The record is from RefSeq and is a predicted model, not a curated record.
AUGGCCAAGUAUUGGAUUGAGUCCACGGAGAGGAUAAUGGAUAAUCUAGAUUGCAGCUCCGAGCAGAAAUUAGAGGGUGUAGUCUCGCUGCUGCGUUAUGAGGCUUGUCAAUGGUGGCUUAUUGUUAAGGAGGGCACUCAGCUCGAACGUCUGACUUGGGAGUUCUUUAAGACCACCUUCCAGGGGAAAUAUGGAGAUCGAUCAGUGGUCGAGUAUGAGACCAAAUUCCUACAACUGAGUCACUAUGCGCGAGGUAUGGUGGAGACUGAGUAUGAGCGUUAUGUCCGCUUUGAGGAUGGCCUCAGAGAUACUUUGAGAGUCCUGAUAACUCCACAGAAGGAGCGUGAUUUUUCUUCACUGAUGGAGAAGGCGAAGAUCAUCGAGGAGGUUAAGCACGUUGAACGCCAAAACUGUGAUAGGGAGAGAGGUAGGAACAAGAGGGAUUCAAAGCCCUCGAGUUCUGUGCAGAGGCCUAAGAAAAAUGCCAGAGCUGAUGGACCAGUUAGAGCAGGGCUCCUUGUUAUUGCUACUGGAUUGCAGCUAUGUGUCGACUGUGGUAGACGCUAUUAG